AUGUCGUCUCGAACUCGCCAGCGCGAAGACGUUGACAGAGCAUAUGCUAUUCAGUCACAAGCCGCGAUAGCAGGGGCAGCACGUUCUACUGCUGUAGGUAUUGGCUUGGCUAUUAUGGCGCAUCACCUUUCGCCAGUGUUCAGGCGCCAGACCCUUUCUUUCAAAGCAUUUUUGGUAUCAGGAUUUACAAUAUUUGGACUUAUCUUCGGUGCUGAAGCCGCAUUGGUUGAACACGAAAACAAUAGAAGAAGAGAGGAAAACCUUUUGCGAAGAGAAGCUCGUCUCGACUUGGCUAGGAGAGGUUUGGUAGCAACUGAAACCGAAAUAGCCAAUUGGAAGGCCGACAGAGAACGUGAACGAGACAUUGAUAAUACGUCGCUUUGA
This is a messenger RNA of Psilocybe cubensis, 384 nucleotides long. RefSeq lists its product as uncharacterized. The coding region runs from base 1 to 384 and encodes 127 amino acids. The transcript has 4 exons. Lineage: Eukaryota; Fungi; Basidiomycota; Agaricomycetes; Agaricales; Agrocybaceae. The record is from RefSeq and is a predicted model, not a curated record.